AGCCGCCCCAACAAUGCUCGAGGGAUCUUCAAAGCUGGAGAUUCCGAUCUGAGAAAUAUUCGCAGUCUCAGUAAACCCUCCAUUUGUCUGAAUCUUCAACGUCUCCGACGGAUCACUCGGAUCCAUACCCGCCUCCAAACCGGAUCUAGCAGCCUCGACCUCGAACGUGUUCGCAGAGAAGUUUUCUCCUCGACGGGAAGAUUUGCAAAGAAGAAACAGAGCUAUUAAUUCACCAAGUCUGUCAUUUUACUUAAUCAUUUGUUUUCUUUUCUUUUUCCGAUCUGCCCAUUAUGGAUCCCAGCCAGCCUCCAGUUGAAAAUUAUGCGAAUCCGAAGACAUGUUUCUUUCAUGUUCUCUUCAAGGCUUCAUCUUUGGCAUUUUACAUACUCUCUGCCCUCUUCUUUGACAGCUUUGUGAUAAUUUUUGUGGUCACUGUUCUUCUUGCUGCUCUUGAUUUUUGGGUAGUAAAGAAUGUAAGUGGGCGUAUAUUGGUUGGACUGAGGUGGUGGAAUGAAACUGAUGAUAUGGGUGAGAGCGUGUGGAAAUUUGAAUGCCUUGAUCAAGAGUCAUUGGCGCGGAUCAACAAGAAAGAUUCAUGGCUUUUUUGGUGGACUCUUUACCUAACAGCGGUCGCUUGGUUUGUGCUUGGAAUAUUUUCUCUCAUAAGGUUUCAGGCCGAUUAUCUCCUUGUUAUUGGAGUGUGUUUGUCACUCAGCGUUGCAAAUAUUGUUGGCUUCACAAAAUGUCGCAAAGAUGCAAAGAAGCAGAUUCAACAAUUUGCCUCCCAGACUAUUGCCUCUCAGUUUACCUCUACCUUGCAGUCAGCGUUCAGUGUGGUCUAGCAGAAUGUAAAACAAGAAAUAAAAUGCGGUUGUGGAACGUAACGAUACAUUGAGAAUGGUUGUGGCAUGUACAAAACUGGCUCGGUAGAGAUCGCUUAUUUCUUUCAACAUUUUGUAGGAAUAUAAGACCUGGAUUGUAUACUGAAUUAAAGAGAAAGUGGUGUUUUACAAAACAGCCUUCCAUAUACGGCUUCUUUACUCUUAUGUUGCUUGGCAGUUUUCCUCCCCAUGUCAAACUGUGUAGGCAUUGUUUAGCAGGAAAAUACAAUUUAUAUUUGUCUUACAGCCUCA
Carica papaya (papaya) is the source of this 1133-nucleotide messenger RNA. RefSeq names its product golgi apparatus membrane protein-like protein ECHIDNA protein. Gene Ontology annotation, biological process: protein secretion; vesicle-mediated transport. NCBI's taxonomy places the organism in Eukaryota, Viridiplantae, Streptophyta, Magnoliopsida, Brassicales, Caricaceae. The record is from RefSeq and is a predicted model, not a curated record. Gene Ontology annotation, cellular component: Golgi membrane.